AUGAUUCGAGCUUUUAUCUUCUGCACGCUUUUUUGUCUUGUUCAAGCCAACUUGCUCGAGAAGGUUUGGAGCAAGAAGAAUCAAGUGGAAGCAGCUCCAGAGGAGGUAGGACCUUGAACUACUGCCUCUGAACUUUUGAACUUCAGGUUAAAAUCGUAUCCGACAAGGAAGAUGCUCCUACGAACCCUCAAAACGACAAUGUGCCCAAAGAAACGUUCGCUCUGGCUCUGCAAGAAGGCCAGGACACGUCUUCAGACGGCGAGAACUCUUCUGAAGUCGUUAUCCGAGCCAAGCGCUACUACGGGUGCGGCUGCGGCUGUUGCGGCUGUGGAACCAUGGCUCCUGCUGCUACCAUGAUGCCUUGCGGAUGCGGAUGCGGCUGUUGCGGAUAA
Molecule: messenger RNA, 392 nt
Organism: Caenorhabditis auriculariae
Lineage: Eukaryota; Metazoa; Nematoda; Chromadorea; Rhabditida; Rhabditidae
Source: the annotation of a GenBank genome assembly